CACAUACUCGAGCAUCACUGCCAAAGAUCUUAUAAGAUCUUUGAUCACUGCAGCAAAACACUACUGGCAUCGCGCGCCGCGGAAGUUUUCGAAUGUACUGCAACCAAAAUAACUACAACUUUGUCGGUAAUGGUGUCAGCUAAUUCUAGGCUUCCUGGUUUCUUCUCAAAUUAAAAUGGUGGAUCAAGAACUAUUCACUACCUACCUCUUCAAACUGCAAGAAACACACUUACAGACUGUGAAUAAAUUGAAAGAAGAGGUUGAACAACUGACAAAAAAAUACCAAAAGAUACGAACAUUUGCAAAUGAGAAUGCUUGUCUUGCAAAGAAAUAUCACUCUAAAUGUAGGCUACUCUUGAAAAAAAUGGAGGCGAUGAAAACAAAGAUGAAAGAACCAGCAAAAGAUAGAGUGUGCAAACGAUGCAAGGUGAUUAUCAAAGAGCAGCCGAAAUCCCACUUGGAUAUUUCAGUUGUGACAUCAAGUCCGCCCUCAUUUGUGCUGUCUUCCACAAAUGGAACUAGUAAUCCAUCUCGUCAAGUCAAGAAGAAUAAAAAUAGGCUUAGCAGAAAGAUUGGCAUCAAGACUGAACCAUCAGCUAAUUUAAUGAUGUCAGGAUCUCCACUUAUGUCAAACUUGAGAAACGAAAACUUAACUGAAAGAAGCAGUACUCUAGUAUUGAAGAAUCUUUGUUCUCAAGAGAAACAAAAAAGUGUUGGUGAGGAAAAACCUAAACUUGUUGUCAGUGACUUUGCUAUUAACCAGCAAAUUAUUUCUGUCCCAGAAACCUUCGAGCCAGACAUGUUUUUAGAUGUUACAUAUGAUGAUGAUAUAUUAAGUUCUUCAGAUGUUAAAACUCCUGACGUCAAAUUAAUAAAUGAAAGAACUAAGAACUGGAUAAGUGAAAUUGAAAUUGAAAAAUCCACUGUUAUAGUUCCAGAUACAUGUGCUUUCGAAGAUGAUGAUAUGACAAUGUUAAAUACUCAGGGCACUUCACUGAAGUCCCCCCAGUUUUGCAGCACACAGAUUGUACCAGAAGUACAUGAUGUUUUGCCUAAAAUAAAUACAGACAAGUUUCUUCAAGUCGAGGAUGAUGACUUGACAGUAAUACACACCCACACCCAGGACACGUUAUUAAAGGCACCACAAUUUUACAGUACACCGACCAUACCAAAAGUUAAGAAUUUAAAGCAGACCAUGAACCGGAACAGUCGAUUAGAAAACCAUGUCAAGAGGCAGCAUGCUCACCGUCGCACUUCACUGCCAAAGUCAGAAUCACAGUAUCCAGUUGAUCUUGUCAACACACAAAUUCCAUCACCAACAUUCCAAAAAGAUGUCUCACCUGCUGUCACCAAUGAAGACACUGAAAAAUGUCGCCAAAAUGUCAGCAAAAAUCUUAUCUUUCUUGCCCCGAAGACCCCUAUGGCUGGUGCGCAGAUAGGAAAUGAAAGUCUCUUGUCUGAUACAUCACCAUUUUUGCUACGAGAAUCCAAAUGUGAUUCCCAGAGAGCAGCAUUUAUGGACAAAUUCAGUAACGAAGGUUCUGACAAUUUGCAAGUGAAAGGAACAUCCGCUAACACUAAGAAAAGGAAACUUGCUGAUGUAGAUAAAUCAAAUGAAGAAAACGUCAGAUCUAUGAGUUCUAAAUCUCUUGAAUGUAAAAGAAACAAACAAGAACAUAUUGUUGACCAUAGUAUUGCAAAAUGGUCUUCUAACCAGCAAGAAGUAGUCAAACCUACAAAAAGCAACUCUGAUUCUCCUACUGGACAUAAACUUGUGCAGAAAACUUUGACAAUGAUGAAAGGAGGCAAAUCUCAUGCCACCUCUCUUAUCAAAGGGUCCAAGGGAGGGAUAAUUUAUAGUAGUGAAAAUGAUGUUUAUUUAAAAAAAGCCAUUAAGGAAUCUCUUCAAGAAUUAAAAGACCAUAGCACAUCAGAUUUUAAGAAACCAUUCAUACCAGCUGAUAAAAGAAAUCAAUGUCAGGAGGACAAUAAUAUUAUAGAAAAUAAUCAAAAUGCUGGUGAUGGUAGCUUCUUGAAUGGCACCAUUGAUCCUGCCAUUGAUCUUAGCAACUUUGAGGAGAACACCCCACAACCACCAUCAAAUUAUCUCAAAAACCCAAAAUCAACAUCAUCUACAGAUCAGAAGCCUGCCUCUGUUGUCAUGACAUCUGGUAUGGUUUGCAUCAUCAAUGAGGUGCCAUGCAUUCAAGAAAACAUUGGUACUAACGACCUGCCAAAAGAGAUUCCUCCACAAAGAUUUGAUGUGAAUACAGAGGAGGAUGAGAAUCUAAGCCAUGAUGACAUGUUUGCAGGUGAUGAUGGACCUGAGGCAGAUGGUACAAAUCAGGACAUUCAGGAACCAGACACUUCUGAUGAAAUUUCUAAUAAGGAUGUGAUGAAGCAACCUGCUGAUUCUUUUCUCAAGGGUUUUGAUGAUUUGCCAUCAGCUGAACUGGAGCCUCAGUAUAAAUAUGUUGAAGUAGUACGUAAACAGGCCGACCGGAGAAAGCUAAGAGGAUUUGAAUGCAAGGACUGCGAAGCAUAUUUCAGUGCAAUGGAUUUAACAGACUCGCAGAAGGCUGAUCGGAUGAAAUCAUGUUCACGUCAUCGAGCAAAGUAUUCUCCACCUCCCACGCAACCUCAUUAUUGGGACGUAGAUUUUCCUGAUACUGAAACAUGCCUCCGUAGAGGAUAUAUGAAUAAUGCCCCACAGAUUGAAGAGCAGAAGGAGUCGCCCAAAAAACUUAGUCGAAUCAGUAGAAGGAAAGGGUACAAGCAACUUUUUAAAAGUAAAAGUAAUGCUACAGCAUCUUUGAAACAGGAAAUAUAAGUGGAAGGCAGACCAUCAUUUUCAUUAUUUUUUUAUUCAGUGUAAAUGCUAUAUAGGCCUACAUCAGAAAUGCUUGUGAAGUUUAAGAUGCAAUAAUAUAAUUAUAAAAUGUAUAAAUGAUAAAUUUACAAAGCUCUUUUUCAAUUUCAAUUAAAAAUAAUAGUAUUUUGGUAUAACUACAAAUAAUUUGAUGAUAAAACCACAAAUUUCAGUUGUAAAGGACUUUAGAGAUUAAGAUUGAUGAGACAGCUCGAAUAGACUCAAAUCAUUCAACACAUUUAAGCUGAUAAACUCUACUUUGAAAUGUGUUAUGUGUGAGAAAAAAUUGAUAAUACUAUUACAUUACAGUAUAUGAAAUUAAAUGUUUGAGGUAAUGUUGAUAGAUGCUGGGUAAUGCUGAUAGAGAUGCUGAUGGUACCCAUUAAUACUGCUGGGUACAGUCUGGAGAUGUACAGCCUGGAGUGCCUUUCUCUUUUUCUUACAGUAAGCAUUGGGGCUAGGCUGUGCAAUGCUUUGAGGGAUCUCAACUCUUCUGCACAGUGAGUCUGUUUACUUUCCCAUCAUACAGUAUGCUGUGGCUUCUGGAGACCCCUAUCUAGGCUUGGUAGAUAAAAGAGGAUAAAAUUUGUCAUCCAUUUGAGUGAUGACUUCUGUAUAAUCUUUUAAUUUCAUGCAUAUUAAAUUAAUCAUAAUUAUUAAAAAUACUAAUAUCAUAUAUUUUAUAAAUUAAUAUUAUUUUUCAUAGUUUUUGUUACCUUGUAUCUAUAUGUAUAACCAUUGUGUUAUUUAAUGUUACUAACUCCAUAGUAUGACUUUGACCAUGACUUAGAGCGGAAAUGUCAACAAUCAUGGCAUGCAUAGUUAAUUAUUAAUAGUAGCAUCACAAGCAUUAUUACACUACUACGCUGUGAAAUACCAACUGAAAGGUGAUUGAUCAAAAAAUGUAGUUAAAGAUGUAUACAUUAUUAUUGUACAGUAUAUGCAAGUAUGUUAUUAGCAAUUGAAAAUUAAUGUUUAAAAAAAAUCACAAGAUU
Anneissia japonica is the source of this 3864-nucleotide messenger RNA. RefSeq lists its product as uncharacterized. The record is from RefSeq and is a predicted model, not a curated record. Gene Ontology annotation, molecular function: damaged DNA binding; double-stranded DNA binding; double-strand/single-strand DNA junction binding. Gene Ontology annotation, cellular component: site of double-strand break. Lineage: Eukaryota; Metazoa; Echinodermata; Crinoidea; Comatulida; Comatulidae. Gene Ontology annotation, biological process: DNA double-strand break processing involved in repair via single-strand annealing; double-strand break repair via homologous recombination. Bases 176 to 2830 code for a protein of 884 amino acids. The transcript is spliced from 10 exons.